Effrenium voratum is the source of this 570-nucleotide messenger RNA. Lineage: Eukaryota; Dinophyceae; Suessiales; Symbiodiniaceae. The record is from the annotation of a GenBank genome assembly.
AUGCUUCAGCGCGGUGAACCUCCGCCGGCACCGGGCGUGCAACCGAUCCUGCGUGACGUCUUCGUGAAGGGCGACUCCUGGUUCAGAUCUGGAGACCUUUUGAGCAAGGACGCCAAGGGCUUGUGGUACUUCGUGGACCGCAUCGGCGACACCUUCAGGUGGAAGGGCGAGAACGUGUCCACCAUGGAGGUGUCCCAGGUCCUGUCCACCCUAACGGGGGUGGAAGAGGCCAAUGUCUACGGCGUGCAGGUUCCUGGGGAGGCAGAUGGCCGCGCUUGCAUGGUGGCGCUCAGUGGGCAGGGCCUGGAGACCACAGAGAAGCUGGACGAGCUGCAGAAGCUCUGUGAGCAGGAGCUGCCAAGCUACGCUCGGCCCAAGUUCCUGCGGUUUUUGUCGGAGAUGGAGACCACUGGAACCUUCAAGCACCAGAAGGUGCAGCUGAGGGAGCAGGGCUUCGACCCAGCGAAGGUGUCGGACCCGGUCUACGUCUUCCACCCGGAGCUGAAGCGCUACGAGCGCCUGGACAAGGCGCUCAUUGCGAAGCUGCUCACUGGCAGUUCCAAGUUGUGA